This is a messenger RNA of Patiria miniata (bat star), 3551 nucleotides long. Its product is annotated as branched-chain-amino-acid aminotransferase-like protein 2. The record is from RefSeq and is a predicted model, not a curated record. The transcript has a single exon. Lineage: Eukaryota; Metazoa; Echinodermata; Asteroidea; Valvatida; Asterinidae. Bases 313 to 1209 code for a protein of 298 amino acids.
AACCUGACUGUUCGCUUAACAGCACGGAGACAAUACAGCCCACACGGUCCAUCUACCUGGUGUUACCGGAGAGUUGAAACUGGCUUUAUCUUCUUGUCGAUUAAAUCUUAUCAUACAAAUCCUUGAUGUGCCUGUAAUAUAUUUAUCAGUGGGGACUGGAGUGCUGAUUAGAAUUGUACAGGCAUUCGCAUAAUGUAACGGCACUGAUCUUUGCUUAGUACCAAAGCAUUAACGCAGAGCGUUGAGCACAGGUGGAAUUUGUACCGCGACCGAGUCGUUGGUGUGUUGGCCUAUAGAGAGACACUGCCCGGUAUGGCAACACAAGCACGAGCAGACUCGCCUAGGAGGAUGGCGUGGGAAAAAGGCAACGAUAAGCCCGCGGCAAAGGUGAUGCUGUGGUCCGCUCCCAGAUCCCUCUCCACGGUGUUUGAAAGGUCCAUCAUCGCUUUGGAAACAUCGGAUGUUUAUAAUGAGAUGUACACGGCAGCCUAUCUGUUCGGCCCGGAGCGGCUAUGGCUCAAGAAAAUCCCCUCCCUCGCCCCGACCCUCUCCCACGCAAAAGUGACCAAGAAACUCAACACGGCAUCUCAGAAGAGCUACACCGCCAGUGUCUUAUUCGCCAAAGAUUUUGCCUUUGCGGUGCAGGGGCACUUCGACGAACUCCCAGAGGACUUCAUGCACACCUUCCUAAUACGAAACCCAGUGAAGGUGUUCACUUCUCUCAAGCCAAGAUUGGAGGCGUCCAGGCUGUCCAAGAUGGUUGUCGGUACGAGCAUACUGGGCUGCAUACCAGCUGAAGGCUACACUAUCAAGGAACUUUACGAUCUCUUUGAGUACAUGGAGCACAAGACCAGGAAAACGCCGAUAGUCAUCGACGCCGAUGAUCUACUCAGUGAUCCUGAAGGGAUGAUGCGGCAAUACUGCUCGGUGACAGGCAUCCCGUACGACGAGAAAAUGUUGCGGUGGAAGCCGGCAAAAGCCUCCGAACUCAGGUGGCACUGCCCAAGAGUACUACGGGUGUCCAACUUGAUGAUGGGCUGGUACAACGCCGCUCUCGGCAGCUCGGGGUUUAGGAAACCCACACCCAAGAAGAUUGACGUGAAUGAACUGCCUGCUGAGCUCAGAGAAGCCAUAGACUUUACCACGCCGUACUACCAAGCUAUGUACAAGAUCAGGCUCCGGCCGGAGAAGCAAGACAGCACGGACUGAUUGUAAGUUUUCUGAGCGGCGUUACUUGUUAAAAUUCACCUUAUGGAUUGCCCUUCUCCUCAUGCGAGUCAGUAGAGUGGGUCCUGUGGCAGACUGGGACCUUGAGUGCAGAAAAAACAAACAUGCAAAACAAAAUUAGGUCAACUUAAACUCUAGUUGGCAAAAUUUUCCAAAAUGUUCAUGAGACAAGGAUAAGGUCCUCGGUAUUUCACCAGCCAAGUUUGAGGUCUCAAUUCAAAUUUCAAAAGGGACUUUUAUUCAAUAUUUUGCACCUGACAGUGAAGCCACGCGAUUUCAAUUUGAAGUCAAAGACUAGACUAGUACAUGUCCAACCUUUUUGAAAAGAUUGACCCUUCUGGAUGACAGAGAAGAGAAUGUUAGAAAUAAAGACUGGGUACCCGAUGUUUCUUUUGAAACAGUUGGAUUGAUGCAGUCAUGACAUUAUCAAAAGGGUGGUGGACAGGUUGUUUCUUGUGCUAGUCUAUUUUCUUGUAUUGCAUGUUUCAAAUAUGUGUUGAGACUCUCAUACACAGUAUUUGGAGUCCUAAAUUUUCGGACUAUUACUGUAGUAGCUUCUAUGGACCAUUAUCAUGUUGCGGCCAUCUUGCUUUUUUCCCCAUUCAAAUCAACGUAACCAAAUCGGGGCUGGAAGGGGAAAUAGUCUGGUUUCUUUUUGCACAAAAAACCAUGACCAUUCUGUACCGUGAUUGGAUACAGGGAACAUGACUGAAAUGGUGGCUGCAUGAUAAAGGUCUCUGAAUAUGCAGAUAUUUUUGCAGAUAUAUAACAUAAAAAUAUCUUUUUCCUAUACUUUAACCGUGCACUGGUGUUGCAUACGACCCUGUUAAUUAAGCAGUUCAAGUUCAAUACAAAGUUUAAGCAAAUUUGAUAUAAAAAGUGUGUUGAUAUUAAAUAUUUGUGAAAGACAACAACUGUUAAUAACAAUAUGGGCCUAUACUUCAGGAAAAGGAUUCGACAAAUAAAAUCAUUUCCAAACUCUUAAGACAAUACAGUUAAAAUUACUCUGAUAAUUGAUGUGUAUGCGUAGAUGAGGCAGAACGGUCUUGUUUUUCGGUACUCCAUUUAAGUGUUGAAUAAUUUCUGAGUGGGGAUUUUGACUUGAUAAAGAAGACGAGUGUUCUGACACACAAAAAGACCUUAAUUUCCCAAUUUUUAUUUAUAGUUUUCCAAAAAUUGAAUCUAUAGAAAAUGAUUAUAUUCCAUUGUAUUUGGUGAUAAGGGCAAUCACUCUUUGAGUAUGGAUAUUGUUUCCGGCAACAAUAAAAUAUAUAAACUUAAAAAAAUAAUGUGAAUUUUCAAAUACAAUAUUGUACACAUAGCCAUGCCAGACACGCAAUCUUUUAUACUCAUGGAGGCCCCCUUCAAUGGCUUAAGCAUUGUGCUUAGCUAUUGUACAGAUAAUCCGUCUCGGGCCAGUUAAUUUGUACAAUAGCUGGCAUAGUGCUUUCACCAUUAAUGGGGGCCUCUGUGAAAGUACUGUGAUGGCGUGAUCGGAAAGUGGUCCGUAUGCAAUGGAUAUGGAUUAAACUACAACCCUCGUACAAUUACCGGUCACCGAGUACAUACAUGUAAAUGUACAUACAAAAGAAAUUCGCCCAAGGCUCAUGGCCAAGGUCUUGCUGUGGAAGCCAUAAACAAACUUUUGUCACUGUUCUGCCAUUGAAAAGUUUGAAAAGUAAAGGAAAACUGUACAAUCUCGAAUGCAAAUAAGGGCAAGGAUAUUUUCUAUCGCAAAACCGACAUAUGGCGGAGUUUAAUUAAACCGAUACUUGUAGACUUUGAACUUUAAUUCCGCGUGGACGUAAGUCUUUAAAGCAAUAUUGAAAAUAUUAUCUAUGGUGAUCAAAACGUGAUAGUAAUGGUCAUCAUCGUACGGUUAUUUCUUGGCCAAUUCUAGAUGUUGGAUAGAUUUACAGUUCACUUAACUUCAUGUAGCUCAAGUAAUACAGUAUUUGAUGGUAUUAACCAGCCUCAAAUAUACAAGGUGCAUUUUGGUUCGAAAUUGGACAUAAAGGUGUACUAAUGUACCAGCAGUUAAGGAUCUACGGGCCAAAUUCCUUUUCUGCCAGGUCACAACCUUAUAUCGAUAGGUAGCUUGUUUUCUUGGUGCAUUUUCAGGUGUGACAUGACCUCUAAAAAGUGCAAAGGUCUCCAUGCACCAUUUAGUGCACUCCCUGCAGUGGGUCAUCGUUGGUACCCUGGUUACACUACGAAUUCCAUGUGUGUUUAUAGUAACACUCUAUAUGGGAGCAAUAAUCGACAAUGAUAAUAGAGCACAUGCGAAGAAUUCAGAUGCUGCAGUGCAGGUAUACCAUAAAAAA